This is a messenger RNA of Etheostoma cragini (Arkansas darter), 779 nucleotides long. It is a transcript of the gene hand2, whose product is annotated as heart and neural crest derivatives expressed 2. The record is from RefSeq and is a predicted model, not a curated record. Bases 30 to 443 code for a protein of 137 amino acids. The transcript is spliced from 2 exons. Lineage: Eukaryota; Metazoa; Chordata; Actinopteri; Perciformes; Percidae. Gene Ontology annotation, biological process: heart development; regulation of transcription by RNA polymerase II. Gene Ontology annotation, molecular function: DNA-binding transcription factor activity, RNA polymerase II-specific; RNA polymerase II transcription regulatory region sequence-specific DNA binding; protein dimerization activity.
CGAUCUCAGUGAACGGAGCCGCGGUCGGUAUGCACCCCCAUCACACACAUCCUCGGCCCGUGAAGCGGAGACCGACGGCCAACCGUAAGGAGAGGCGGCGGACCCAGAGCAUCAACUCGGCCUUUGCGGAGCUGAGGGAGUGUAUCCCCAACGUCCCGGCCGACACUAAGCUGUCCAAGAUCAAGACUCUGCGGCUGGCCACCAGCUACAUCUCCUACCUGAUGGACAUCCUGGACAAGGACGGACAGCACGGAGACACGCAGGCUUUUAAAGCCGAGCUGAAGAAAACGGAGGCCCGGGAGGAGCGGAGGAAGAGAGAGCCGGUGGAGAUCCCUAAGGCAACAUCGUCAUCAUCGUCAUCCUCCUCAUCAGCGGGCGAUAAGAAGAGUAAAGGACGGACAGGAUGGCCUCAACAUGUCUGGGCUCUGGAACUCAAACAGUAGCGCCCCCCCCCCCCCCCCCCCCCCCCCCCCCCCCCCCCCCCCCCCCCCCCCCCCCCCCCCCCCCCCCCUCGCUCCCUCGCUCCAUCCUGCGAGCUGAUAGCACCCUUACCCUGCUCCAGCUCAGCCCUCGAAGAGAGUGAUGUUGGGACAUUGAUGACGAACUGUAAUGGCAGUCAUCGUCACCUCUCUGGAGCGCGAGGCUGUUAGCGCCGUUCCCCUCACCGUGGUGAGACACCAAGUACAGUUAUUAUAGUUGGAGUUCGUCAUAGAACAUAACUUCAGAUUGAUAACUCCCCCACCGUUCAUCACGCGGUUUGCUUCCGUGUCAGGGUUGGA